CCAAGACGACGCAACAUGGCAGCUCUACAUUCAGUCGGAGUUUUUGUGGCAGUUUUAUUUGCUUCAGCUUCUUUAAUAACCUGUGAUGACACCUGUGUGGCUUACUUUGAUUCGAGUGGUAAUUGGCAUGGCAGUUUUGAUUGCAAUGGUAUACUUGAUGGUGGAGACACGUGUUGUGGUACCUUAAUAGACAAGUAUUGCUGCUAUGCGAGUGACACCUGUGCCGCUUACCUUGAUUCGAGUGGUAACUGGCAUGACAGUUUUGAAUGCAACGGUUUACUUGAUGGUGGAGACAGGUGCUGUGGUACCUUAAUAGACAAGUAUUGCUGCUAUAAUUCUGGUGCAGCGGAUUAUUAUUGGCGUGGAUGGUAUACUUGGACUAUGUAUUGUCUCGUGUUUGUGCUGCUGCUGUACAUGCAGUGAUCACUGGCACAAAAUAUGUCCAGCAUCCUAGCUUUGGAUCUGCAGCUGACGUCAUACCUUAAUGCUAUGCAACAAUAUGGCACUCAACCAUAGUAUGCUGCCGCUAGUUACCCAAUGAGUUGUUUAUAUACCUAGAGUUACUACUGACCCUCCACCAUAUGUAAAGGGCGGUUAGAAACCAAAAUACUAACACAUAUUAUGAUAUUGAUACCAUUUAUCUGUAUUUUUUUAUUUGUAAGAAUGUAUUGUCUGCACACUGGUGUUAUGUAACCUUGACAUCAGGAUUGCAAUAGUUACGCUUUUCUCAAGUUUCCGUGUCAGCUUCUGGAUAAUUUUACCACUCAUUUUCUGUGGUCUGGCAUUUUUGAACACCCAUAAACCCACCGCGUGGAAUUCUUACACAUCAAUCUCCUAUCUUACAAUUCAGGACAAUGUAAGUUUGGCUAAAAUCAUUACCCUUGAUUAGUUGACCCACGAAACCCACAAACAGUUAAUAGACUGAAAAAGUGCUUCAUUCUCUUCUAUUAUGGUAUCCACUAUUAUCCUGCAACAAACAAUUUUGUCCAACGACCCCGGUUGUUAGAACUGUUGUUCUAAGGCAUUCUGCAUUCACGUCUCAACAUUCACGUGUUCGUCUGUGAACUCAUUGGUCAUUUUUACAUUAUUUACAUUCUGUAUUUUUUGCAAUAAAUAGCAUUCUACAUCGGUUGUUUAUGGGGGAGACGUAGCAAACAUAGGGGCCAAAAUUAUUGCCUGUCAACCAAUGAUUAUGCAAGACGUAUGCGAGUAUUGGCCUACAUACAGCGACUGAAAUACGAUGGUCUGGGACAGUGAAGCUAGUCUAAUAAGAUGGCCUGGGGCAGUCUGCCUAUUACAAUACCAUGGUCUGGGGCAUACUGUCUGGCUGUCAUACUAUUUUGGUCGUGGAUCAGCCUAGCUACCAUAAUACCACUGGAUACUCUGAGGCAAUCUAGUUAUUAGAAUAGGAUAUGAUGUGAGACAGUCUAGUCUAAUCCAUGGUAGUCUAGCAACAAUAAAGUCGCCAUACAAGAACUAAACUGGCAGGCCAGAUCGUCGUAUUAUACACUCAAUAAAAUUAUAGAAAAUACCGGUAUGUGAUACAUGCAUAUAUGUUCAAACGUCACUGUAUUUCAUUGUAUGUUUGCCUACUUGUCCGCCUCCGACAUGCAUCAUUACUUGCAUACACCGUGUAUAAACAUUGACGAACAGACAAUAAUGUUGGUCUCUGUUAGACUUGCAUACAUUAUCUUGUUUAUUGUUUCUUGAAUGAUUCAGAAAUAAAAUAUAAUGGAAGUAUGUAAAUCGCAAAAGCCGGGUUUCCGCGAUAUAAAUUACCUUGUUUAUUUCGUGGCAACUCGGCUUUCACCGUUUAUACACUCCCAUAUUAACUAUGCACUAUGAUGCCUGAGAAAUACAAAUGAUUUUUUGUAAUUGCUGUGAUACUUGCGAAUAUUGUAACUGUAAAGUACAAAAAGUAAGAUAUACCUGUGUACGAGAGGCAAUAUAAAUUUAAUAACAAGUAACCAGAUUAUUUAGUUUUAAUGUUUUAUUGUAUCGUUAUGCAAGACAUGUGCCCUAGUAUCGAAUUACUAGCAUGUAUAUCAUGCAUGUUCUUAUAUGUUUUGUCAAUUUUCUCAAUAUCACAGAAAUGAUCACAGAUGAUAUCGAUGUAAUAUGUUUUGAAAUAAAAUGCAAUUGUAAUUA
Molecule: messenger RNA, 2148 nt
Organism: Saccoglossus kowalevskii
Lineage: Eukaryota; Metazoa; Hemichordata; Enteropneusta; Harrimaniidae
Source: RefSeq, a predicted model, not a curated record